AGAAACUCAGUUUUUCGUUCCGCUGAGUGAAUCGUUCAAUCGAACUUUUCCGUACAACUCGCCUUAUUAUUUUUCACUAGCACAAGUUAAGUUGGAAAAAGGCAAUUGAAAAUAUUAAAGUCGGCCUGCAGAAUGAGCGCGCCGAGCAACAAAAUGUCGGCAACAGAUCAGAUGCGUGCUAUGCUGGACCAAUUGAUGGGAACCACGCGAAACGGCGACGAUGGACGCGGCCUCAAAUUCUCAGAUGCACGCGUCUGCAAGUCUUUUCUGCUGGACUGUUGCCCACACGACAUCCUGGCAUCCACGCGCAUGGAUCUUGGUGAGUGUCCCAAAGUGCAUGAUCUGGCUUUUCGUGCAGAUUACGAAAGUGCGUCCAAGUCGCGUGAUUACUACUACGAUAUCGAGGCCAUGGAGCAUCUGCAAGCAUUCAUUGCGGAUUGUGAUCGGCGCACAGAUUCGGCUAAGCAACGGCUGAAGGAGACGCAGGAGGAGUUGACAGCCGAGGUGGCCGAGAAGGCAAAUGCAGUCCACAGUCUGGCGGAGGAGAUUGGCAAAAAGCUGGCCAAGGCCGAGGCACUUGGAGAAGCUGGCGAAGUGGAAGACAGCAUGGAACUGAUGAAGGAAAUUGACGAGCUGCGCGGCAAGAAGAUCAAAGCCGAGCACGAAUACAGAACCUCAAUGCCAGCCUCAACCUACCAGCAACAGAAGCUACGCGUCUGCGAAGUGUGCUCCGCCUACUUGGGCAUACACGACAAUGAUAUCCGUCUGGCGGACCACUUUGGUGGUAAGUUGCAUCUGGGCUUUCUCACCAUACGCGAGAAGCUCAUCGAGCUGGAAAAGACAGCAGCACCGCGCAAGGCAGAACUUAAGCGCUCGGGUAAGAUACCAGAUCGCGAAGAGGACGGCAGAGGCAGAAAUCGGUACUUUGUAGGUGGACGCGAGCUGGACCGACGAUCGCGUGUUCAUCGCUCUCGUUCCAGGGAGCGCCAGCGGCAGCGCGAUGCAGAAAAACAAACCAAUGACAGAUCGAGCGAUAGAAGCGCUGAGCGGGCCAAUGUACGAGAAGUUGACAGCGAACGAGCCGCGCCCCGUGGACGCGAAGCUGAUGGGCGCGGCCUCGGACGCGGUGGUGGGGGAGGAGGAGGAGGUGGUGGUGGCCCCGACAACAACAACUCUCGAGAUAAUCGCGAUAAUAGAGAUCAGCGUGAUGUACGAAGGGAUAGAGAUCGCAACAUGCGCAACGACAGAGGACGUUUCGGUGGUGGUGGCGGCGGAGGAGGCGGUGGUGGAGGAGGAGGAGGAGGCGGUGGCCCGAAUGAUCGUCGCAAUGAUAGACGUCGCUCCCGCUCGAGAGAUCGUUCGCCGCGCGAUCGCCGCAACUUCAACAACAACAAUUUCGGCAACAGGCGACGCUCCUUCUCCCGCGAACGCCAUCGCCGCUAGAUAUGUGGAGAGGCAGCAACGGAGUCCAGUUCCACACGGCAGUGUCCAGCGCACGUACGUAGCAUUAAUAACCAACCACAACAGAAAACAAAAACAAAAAAAAAAAAAACAAAAACAACAACAACAACAGCAACAACAAAAUACCAACCAACAAUAGAGCAGCAGAAAUUAACUAAUUGCAUUAUUAUUUAAUUAAUAAAUGACUUAAAUACACAGCUA
This is a messenger RNA of Drosophila novamexicana, 1662 nucleotides long. RefSeq names its product putative RNA-binding protein Luc7-like 1. The transcript has a single exon. Gene Ontology annotation, molecular function: mRNA binding. NCBI's taxonomy places the organism in Eukaryota, Metazoa, Arthropoda, Insecta, Diptera, Drosophilidae. The record is from RefSeq and is a predicted model, not a curated record. Gene Ontology annotation, biological process: mRNA splice site recognition. The coding region runs from base 133 to 1443 and encodes 436 amino acids. Gene Ontology annotation, cellular component: U2-type prespliceosome; U1 snRNP.